Lates calcarifer (barramundi perch) is the source of this 1347-nucleotide messenger RNA. Its product is annotated as carbohydrate sulfotransferase 12. The coding region runs from base 1 to 972 and encodes 323 amino acids. The transcript is spliced from 5 exons. Gene Ontology annotation, biological process: proteoglycan biosynthetic process; carbohydrate biosynthetic process. The record is from RefSeq and is a predicted model, not a curated record. Gene Ontology annotation, cellular component: membrane. Gene Ontology annotation, molecular function: sulfotransferase activity. Lineage: Eukaryota; Metazoa; Chordata; Actinopteri; Centropomidae.
AUGGCAGCAUGCAGAGGACUCCUGCUGCCCCUCGGAUUUCUUGGAUCCAUGUUUCUCAUCAUGUUGUACUUUUAUCAAUGGGACAUGUCACAAGAAAAGAGAGCAGAGAGGAUGCGUCAGCUGCAGGAACUGAGAAAGCAGCUCCUAAAAGAAAUCUGCGCUAGUAACAAAGAGGCCUUUUCUGGAGGGAAGCACAGUUUAGAAGACAUUAGUGCCAAAAACCUGAAGAAUCUCAUUGUGGAUGACACUCACGGCAUCAUCUACUGUUACAUUCCCAAGGUGGCAUGCACCAACUGGAAGAGGGUUAUGUUUGUCCUGAACCAGAACGAACCAUAUCAUGACCCCAUGUCCAUAUCUGCUGACAUGGUCCACAGUGCUAACAAGCUCACUCUUCUAAACAGCUUCCCAAGGACAGAGAUGAAGGCAAGGCUGAGGCACUACACCAAGUUCCUGUUUGUCCGGGACCCAUUUGUCCGUCUCAUCUCCGCCUACAGAGACAAAUUCCAGCGGUACAACAAGUACUUCUACGUUAAGUUUGCGCGGGACAUUCUGCGUCUCUAUGGCAACCAGUCUGAGCCACCGCAAACUGUGGACGAGGCGUUUGCAUCAGGCGUGCACCUCUCUUUUUACAACUUUAUUCAGUACCUACUGGACCCACGGACAGAGAAGAAAGAGCCCUUUGAACCCCACUGGAGGCAGAUGCACCGCUUGUGCCACCCCUGCCUCAUACAGUAUGAUUUCGUUGGCCAUCAGGAGACUCUUCAGGAGGAUGCUGAACAGCUGCUGGCGAUCUUAAAGUUGCAGGAUGACAUCAAGUUCCCCCCUUCCUAUGCAAACAUGACGUCCCCUGCUUCUGUGUUGGAUUGGUUCAGAACAGUGCCCCUAGAGGACAGGAGAAAACUGUACCAGAUCUAUGAGGGGGACUUCAGACUUUUUGGCUACAGAAAGCCAGGUGAAUUGCUUGAUGGUUGAUGAGGUCAUGAUUUGGAUAACUUCACCCCUCCCUAUGCAACCAAUAGGCAUAGAAACCACAGCAUUUACCUGUGAGUCAAGAGUAAUCACUGGGAUUUUAUGCAGACUAAUCAUGGUGAGGGAAUGACAAAUAUUUACCUGACUGGCUUUCUCACAAACAGGAAUUAUAAGCACUAUUGUUACAUAAUGGCUCUGCCCAUGUAUUUGUCUACUAAUUUUGUAUACCUCUAGCUUUUCUACACUACACCACUGACAUCUAAAUGUCCAUCUUAUAAAUAUGUAGUGAGAUAUGUCAUUUUCAGCUCACUUUACCCCCACUGUUAGUUAUUCACUUCUUUGUGAAUAUAGUUGGCUAAAAAUUUUGCGUGGAAGGAA